Molecule: messenger RNA, 459 nt
Organism: Impatiens glandulifera
Lineage: Eukaryota; Viridiplantae; Streptophyta; Magnoliopsida; Ericales; Balsaminaceae
Exons: 2
Coding region: 1-459 (152 amino acids)
Source: RefSeq, a predicted model, not a curated record
AUGGAUGUGAAGAAUGUUUUCUUGAAUGAUGACCUUCAUAAAGAGGUUUAUAUGAUGCCUCCCCUAGGUGUUCCUCAUCAACUUGGUGAAAUUUGUAAGCUUCACAAAGCUCUUUAUGGUGGUGAUCAUGAUGGUAUUGAAUCAUUGAAGUCUGAGUUGGCACGUUCAUUCUCUAUGAAAGAUUUGGGCAUGCUACGUUAUUUUUUGGGAAGUGAGGUAGCUUAUUCUCUAAAAGGUUAUCUCUUAUCUCAAUCUAAGUACAUUGCUAAUUUGUUUAAGCGUGCUCGACUAACCGGCAACCGAAUUGUUGAUACACCCCUUGAGACCAAUGUUAAAUACUCACCGUCCAAUGACACUCCUUUGGAGGAUUCUGGUCUUUAUCGUACUAUUGUUGGUAGUUUGGUUUAUCUUACUGUAGCUCGCCUAGACAUUGCGCAUGCAGUUCAUGUGGUUAGUUAG